Zophobas morio is the source of this 2468-nucleotide messenger RNA. Its product is annotated as tribbles homolog 2. Lineage: Eukaryota; Metazoa; Arthropoda; Insecta; Coleoptera; Tenebrionidae. Gene Ontology annotation, cellular component: nucleus. The transcript is spliced from 5 exons. Gene Ontology annotation, molecular function: protein kinase activity; mitogen-activated protein kinase kinase binding; ATP binding. Gene Ontology annotation, biological process: regulation of MAP kinase activity; protein phosphorylation; positive regulation of proteasomal ubiquitin-dependent protein catabolic process. The record is from RefSeq and is a predicted model, not a curated record. Bases 602 to 1633 code for a protein of 343 amino acids.
UUCAUGAUUACAGUGUUCCACGUAACUGUGCUCGGAUACGCAAAUCCAUUGAUUUACAAUGAAUCGCUAGAAUGUCCUUCCUUUAGCCUAGAACUUGGUAAACGUGAUCGACGACAGCUCUCACACCACAUCACACGGAUCGUGCUGUUUAUCAAUCUUGCACCAUCGAACACAAUGUGAUGCCCAAACCGUGGUGGAAAUGACAAGCACGAUUUUUCAAACAAAAGAGCUUAUCUCGAUCAUCACGUGUCAAAAUUUAAAAAAUAAUUGUUGAUUUGUUGUGGUUAUAGAUACAUGGGUACGUGUAAUUUGGUGGACCCCCGGCGCCCAUACGAAGCAAUGUUGCCACACACUGGUAUUGAUGACGUCAUAAAAGUCAUCACAAAUGUCAGAUUUGUUUAGUCAACUGCAAGAUCACACGAAGUUAAGUUGUGAAAAGUCUUGUAAAAAUUCUGCUACAGAUUUGUCGGCGGAGACUUUGUACUACUUUGUUGGGGUCCCUGGAACAAUAUCAGUUUUCCGUGGAUCGUGCCGGGCUCUAGGAUAACAAAUUGACUCUAACAAAUUUAUUUAUUUAGUGUUUGUGUGGUGUUGUGCGAAAAUGCAAAACGUGCAAGACGUGAUGCCAAGUGUUAGACUGAACGGGGUGGACAAAAACGUGGAGGUUGCCUCCUCCGCCGGGGAGGUGGUGAAAAAAUUCCGGGUGUUUCCUCCGAGGGAAGAGUGCCGGAGACCCAAACCCACCACGGAUCGGGACCAAAGUUCACCCCUUUGUCCGAAUCAAAGUGAUAAACAUUUCCAAACGUCCGUCGUCGCGGAUAAAUAUCUUCUCCUCGAGCAAGCGGAGGGUAGUUCCUUGUACCGGUGCGUGGACGUCAACACCCAGGAGGAAUUGGUCUGCAAGAUAGUUUCAAAGGACUGCCAUUCGCUGGUCUCGGCCCAUUAUCGACUCGAUUCGCACCCGAGGGUUUCUUCUUUACACGAGGUGGUGGUUGGGAAUCGCUACCUGUAUUUGGUGUACCCCAAGGCGCACGGCGACCUACAUUCAUACGUGAGGUCAAGGAAAAGACUGAGGGAAUCCGAGGCGAAAAGACUCUUUAAACAAAUAGCCGAAACAGUACAAGUUUGUCAUAGGAACGGAAUAGUAUUAAGGGACCUUAAACUUCGAAAAUUCGUCUUCGCAGACCCCCAAAGGACGGAGUUGAAAUUGGAGUCGCUGGAAGACGCCGUGGUGUUGGAAGAACCGGAAACCGACUGGCUGCAUGAUAAAAGAGGAUGUCCUGCUUACGUGAGUCCGGAAAUUCUCAAAGCUGGCGCCCACUACUCAGGAAAGGCGGCAGAUAUGUGGUCCCUAGGAGUCAUCCUCUACACGAUGCUAGUCGGCAGAUAUCCCUUCAGUGAUUCCGAACACGCUUCAUUAUUUGCGAAAAUCUCCCGAGGCCAUUUCGUAAUUCCUGAAUGUCUUUCGUCACGUGCAAGAUGUCUGAUUCGGUCUUUGCUCAGGAGAGAACCUUCGGAACGGAUCACCUCCGACGAUAUUCUGUACCAUCCCUGGCUAGCGAAAGAAGACAGGGAGUGGACCUCGAGGGCGUGCGAUCAAUUAGUACCCGAAUGUAGUUUAUACGAAGACUAGAAGAUACGGGAAGAAAACGUGCAAGUUCGUGCUGUGUUUAGGAAUAUAAGGAAGCCAUUCGUUUUUCUUUGUUGUUAGGAGUAAUUUAUAAUUGUUUUUUCUUUGAUCAUGUUUCGUUUUACACGGGUCUGUGACCGUACUUUGUAGGUGAUGUCGUUUCUUAUUUAUUUUUGUUUUCGCCAAUGUCUUGUUAUUUGCAUCACCUACCGAGUGUGGUUUCGUCAUUCAACAAAAUGCAUCUUCGAUAUUACAAAGUGGUUUGAAAUCUCAUACUUCAUGCGAGUGGUAUAUGGACUGAAUUAUUCUAAAGCAUCACGAUAUCUUAGUGAUUAUUUUAAAGACUGAUUGAGCGGUUUAUUGUUUUCAUCUAAUUCAUAAAACGACCAAUCGUGCAAUUUUAGCUUACUUUUGCUCAAAGAUUUGUGUUGUAAUCUGGAUUUAAGCAUCAGAUAUGUUUAAGCGAUAUGACAUUUUCUGUAACAUACUAAUAAAUUAAACUAAAAUCUUGUGAUCUUUAGGUCAAGUCGAUGCAAUGUCGAAACUUUAUUAGGAUAAGUGUAGGAGAAACAAUUUCGUAUCGUGAUGCUAAUAGGAAUGUAAUAGUUUGCAAUGUGAUCUCGGUCAAACUGUAAUCGUUUGACCAUUGACGUGUAGGUAUAUAUUUCUUUGGAACUGAGUUGUACAUAUUUUGUUUUUAUUUCGUUUCCUAAUUUAUCAUAAGGUCCUAGGUUAAAUCUAUGUAAAUUUUGUACAUAGCUUUGCAUUUUAUUUGUGAAUUCGUUUCAUGGUUGUUCUCUGCUGUUGUUCAUAAUUAAAAAAAACAUUAUUUAUGUAA